Messenger RNA from Talpa occidentalis (Iberian mole), 3808 nucleotides. It is a transcript of the gene RADIL, whose product is annotated as Rap associating with DIL domain. Gene Ontology annotation, cellular component: microtubule. Gene Ontology annotation, molecular function: GTPase binding. The record is from RefSeq and is a predicted model, not a curated record. NCBI's taxonomy places the organism in Eukaryota, Metazoa, Chordata, Mammalia, Eulipotyphla, Talpidae. Bases 463 to 3621 code for a protein of 1052 amino acids. The transcript has 16 exons. Gene Ontology annotation, biological process: neural crest cell migration; signal transduction; substrate adhesion-dependent cell spreading.
UCCUCAGUCUCCCUGGCGGGCCUCUCGAGGGAGGGGGCACUCCCGCGCCCGCACCCUCCCUCCAGGGUCUGCUUGACACCCCCACCCGCAGCCCGUGCUGGCUUUCCUGUUCACACAGCAGCACGUUUCCCACUCCUGUGCCAGCUGAAAGCAUUGUCUGCCAGCUAUUUCUGUACCAUCCCAGCCCCUCCACUAAUACCGCAUCUAAGAAAACAGAUGCUGAGCUGGAGCUCCUUGGCGCCCGGCAGAAGAAACCCAUUUAUUUCCUGUCAGAGACCGGACAUCAUCUCUAAAGGCUGCAAACUGCCUGGUGGCAGAGGCCACCCUGGGCCACUCCGAGCUUGGGUCUGGACCCUGGGGAACCCGUCAGAGAUGCAGACUAUGCUUGAAGGAGGCCAGGACACGGCUUUUCCCCACGAUUGGCUGGAACCCUAAGAUCUGGCCCACGGAGACUGGCCCACCAUGUUCUAUGGGACCCACUUCAUCAUGUCUCCACCCACCAAGAGCAAGCUUAAGCGGCAGAGCCAGCUGCUGUCCAGCGUGCUGUCCCGGACACUGAGCUACAAGUAUCGUGACCUUGAUGCCACCUUCUGCAGCCUGGGAGCCAGUGACGACCCAGCAGAGCUGUCUACCCAGCUCUCAGCUCCUGGGGUCCUGAAGGUGUUUGGGGACAGCGUCUGCACAGGCACCCACUACAAGAGUGUCCUGGCCACUGGCAUGUCCAGUGCCCAGGAGCUGGUAAAAGAGGCCCUAGAACGUUAUUCCUUGAGCUCUGACUGUGCCAGCCAGUAUGUGCUGUGCGAUGUGGUGGGCCAGGCUGGUGACUCUGGGCGCCAGUGGCGGGCUGAGUGCUUCCGGGUCUUUGGGGAUAAUGAGAAGCCCCUCUUGAUCCAAGAAUUAUGGAAACCCCGAGAAGGCUUGUCCCGGAGGUUUGAGCUGAGAAAGAGGUCAGAUGUGGAAAAGCUGGCAGCCAAGGAUGUGGACACCAUGACAGCAGGGAUAAACGCCCAAGCCCGGAGGCUGCAGCGGAGCCGUGCCAAGGGAACCCCAGCCCUGGCCUCAGGGGGUGCCCAGAGUUCUCCUCAGCCCCGGCUGCGACGCACCGUCAGCGAGACCAGCCUGAGCCCGGCCACUGCCCUACCCGACGCUGCCCAGGGCCCCGAGGAACCCAUCCAGGACACCAUGCGCUACUCCCUCUACGAGUCGCCCCACCUGCUCCUUCUGCAGGGCUACAGCCAGCAGCACGACAGCCUGGUGUACGUGCUCAACCGGGAGCGGCACACAGUGGGCCAGAGGACCCCAUCCAGCAAGCCCAGCAUCAGCCUGUCGGCCCCUGACAUCCUGCCCCUCCAUUGUACCAUCCGCAGGCGCCAGCCCGCAGGCAGAGACUCAGGGGGCUGGCUGGUCCUGGAGCCCAUCCCUGGGGCACCUGUCUCUGUUAACUUCUCAGAGGUGGGGGGACGGGCCGUGGCGCUGCAUCAUGGGGACUUGCUGUCCCUGGGCCUCUACUACCUGCUGCUGUUCAAGGACCCGGCACAGGCCCCCUCCCUGCCUGCACAGGCUUUGGCCCGCCUUCGGGCCGUGCCGCAGAGCUGCAGGAUGUGUGGGGCUGUGCUGCGGGCCCGGGGCACCUCUGCCUCCACGAGGGCCGCCCUCCCGCGGUCUCGGCAGCUGCACCUGGAGUUUGAGCCUGACAUGGAGGAUGUGCUGCUGCAGCGGAUCAUGACGCUGAUUGAGCCGAGUGGCGAUGACCACAAGCUGACCCCUGCCUUCCUCCUCUGCCUCUGCAUCCAGCACUCAGCUACCCGCCUCGAGCCAGGCUCCUUCGGGCAGCUCCUGCUCAAGAUUGCCAAGGCGAUCCGGGAGAGAGUCUGGGAGAAAACCAAAGAACUGGCGGAGAAGCAGGCGCACCUCCAGGAGCCCAUCUCCCUGGCCAGCGUCAACAUGGCUGGCCUGGUGCCCGACCUGCAGCACAUUCUCUUCUGGAUGUCCAACUCUGUGGAGCUGCUGUACUUCAUCCAGCAGAAGUGCCCACUCUACAUGCAGAGCCUGGAAGAGGAGCUGGACGUCACAGGCUCGAAGGAGUCCCUGUUCUCCUGCACCCUCACGGCCAGCGAGGAGGCCAUGGCGGUGCUGGAGGAGGUCAUCCUGUAUGCCUUUCAGCAGUGCGUGUACUACGUCUCCAAGUCCCUGUACGUCUGCCUCCCGGCCCUGCUGGAGUGCCCCCCUUUCCAGAUGGAGCUCCGGGGGAGCUGGUGCUCAUCCCUCCAGCUGCCUGAGGAGCUGCGCCGCGUUGUGUCAGUCUACCAGGUCGCUCUGGACCUCUUGCAACAGUUCCAGGUGCACCCCGAGAUCGCCUCCCAGGUGCUGGCCUACCUCUUCUUCUUCUCCAGCACUCUGCUCUUCAACCAGCUUCUGGACAAAGGCCCCUCUCUGAGUUGCUUCCAUUGGCCAAGAGGAGUCCAGGCCUGUGCCCGCCUGCAGCAGCUCCUCGAGUGGACAAGGAGUGCUGGCUGUGGGGAGGCUGCAGAGUGCUUCUUCCAGAAACUUUCCUGUACACUCAACCUGCUGGCCACUCCUAGUGCCCAGCUCGUCCAGAUGAGCUGGGCAACCCUGCGGGCCACAUUCCCUGCCCUGAGCCCAGCGCAGCUGCACCGACUGCUGACUCAGUACCAGCUGGCCUCGGCCAUGGGCCCCAUGAGUGCCUGGGAGCCGGGUGCUCAGGACAGCCCCGACGCCUUCAAGUCAGAGGAUGUCCUGGAGUCCUAUGAGAACCCGCCCCCCAUCGUGCUGCCGAGCGAGGGCUUCCAGGUGGACCUGGAUGCGGACUGCCUGGACGACGGCAUCUACCAGCACCUCCUGUAUGUCCGCCACUUCCUCUGGAGCCUGCGGAGCAAGCCCAGCCCCUGCGGGCCGCCCCAGCCUGAGUGCCAAGAGGGCCGACCCUCCAUCCCUGAAGGACCCCUGGAGGCCCGGGAAGCUGCCCCGGCUAGGGCUCUUCCUCUUCUGGGGGCUCCCCGGGCACAGGGUCCCGCAGGACAGCCGCCUGGCCGCGGGUGCCGUGGGGGUUCCCAGGCUGGCCCCCUGCACUUGGACCCCUCAUACAUGCUCACGCCUCCCAGCACCCCCCUUGACCUCGAGCCAGGUGGCGCUGACUGGCCAGAACCGAGCGGCACCCUUGGGAACGCCCUGCUAGAAGGCAGGAGGAGCAGCCCCCGGGGCACCACUCCAGAAGGAGACUGUGCAGCCCCCAUGGAUGAGCCCCCUCUGGCCCCCUCCAGUGUCACCUCCAACACUGAGGACUUCUGCUCUGUCUUCACGGUGGAGCUGCAGCGAGGUCCCUCUGGGCUGGGGAUGGGCCUGAUCGAUGGGAUGCACACACCCCUGGGCAUCCCGGGGCUCUACAUCCAGACCCUGCUUCCGGGCAGCCCGGCUGCAGCCGAUGGCCGGCUCUCCCUGGGAGACCGCAUCCUGGAGGUGAACGGCAGCAGCCUGACAGGCGUCAGCUACCUGAGAGCCGUGGAUUUGAUCCGACACGGGGGAAAGAAGAUGCGCUUCCUGGUCGCCAAGUCUGAUGUGGAAACAGCCAAGAAAAUCCGCUUCCGCACGCCCCCUCCCUAGGGUGGACACCCAUGCCCAGGGCCUGCCACCUUCCACCAGGCUGUGCCAUGUGGGUCCAUCCCUCACCUGUGCAUAAUGUACAUCUUAGUGUAUAUUUUAUUUAUAGGACAGAUAACACUAAGUUGUGAUGUUUGUUACAGAGCUUUUAUGUUUGAAGACUUUACUGGAGAAGUCUAGAUUCAAUAAA